AUGCCUAAGAAUGAUUCCCAGAUCCUGGAAUAUAACUUUGGAGAAUGGCUUAUCUUCGGCCCCAUCUCUGCUCCCCUGACAAUCUGUGGCUUGAUUGGGAAUGGGCUUACUCUACAAACACUGCACCAAGAGGGCCUCUCCUCCAUGACAUCCAGCCUCUUUCUCAAGACCCUCACACUGGCCGAUAGUGCCCUCCUCAUCUCCUACUUCAUCAGUUUUUGCAUCCCAAUGCUGGUUCCGAGUAAGGUCGCCAACUGGAUGGAGGAAUCCGGUAUCUACCCAGUGAUCUACCCCAUCGCGCUCACGGCUCAGACGAUCGGCGUUUACACUGUGGUGGUCUUUUCCAUCAUUCGCUAUGUCACUAUAUCACACCCGCUACGACGAAACUCCUGUAGGACUCGCAAGAAAUCGCGCCUUCUUAUUGGCGCAAUUAUCAGUUUUUCGAUUUUGUUUAACGCGCCGCGGGUGUUUGAGUACUUGUCAAUUCCUCUUAAACCAGCCAACUGCUCAAGCAUCUCUGAACACGAAGGAUGCUCCUACGAAAUGCGAAAUUUGGGUUCCGUUCAUCUAUACGUCUCUAUUUACCGCUCCUAUGCCUACACAUUUGGAAUCUUUGUUGUGCCCGUGAGUAUUGUGGCAGUGCUGAAUGCUCGUCUUGCAAUCAUACUGCACCGUAUUCGCUUUAAGUUUGUUGAUGCCCACAAUCUGCACCGAUCACAUACGGGCAGUGCCUCAGUGACCUGGCCAACAGGGCGAAAAAAUAUUCUUUCCUCAGUACAACCAAGUCCCAGUCGAAUGGAUGUCACUAGUGGAUGGGACCAAGGUUCUGUAGAGGGUGUCCCAAUCGGCAUGUCCGAGCCAUCUGGCAUGAAUGGUGCCCAGGACAUAAACCACGACAAAAGUAGGCCCCGGAAUAAUCCGUACUAUCGUCCGGCCAUUGAUAGAGGCGUCCAGUACAACAAGCACCGAAUUCAGGUAACCGCAAGACUCUUCUGUCUGGUAACUGUGUUUACCGCCUUCCAAACUUUCCCAAUGAUUGACAACCUCCUUCUGCACUUCUGGGAUGACUGGGUGCAGUCGACCUUCCCCAAUUACAACAUAUUUUAUGCAUUAUGCCAGUUUUCUGUGAUGCUAAACGCCUCAGUGAACACUGUCCUCUACUGUUUUCUGGGUCGCAGAUUUAGAAGAGAGUUUUUCAAGGUGAUUCAUCGUCAACACAAGUGUAUCCGCGCCUACCUACUACUGUUACGUUGUUGA
Spirometra erinaceieuropaei is the source of this 1257-nucleotide messenger RNA. The record is from the annotation of a GenBank genome assembly. NCBI's taxonomy places the organism in Eukaryota, Metazoa, Platyhelminthes, Cestoda, Diphyllobothriidea, Diphyllobothriidae.